This is a messenger RNA of Cryptotermes secundus, 2443 nucleotides long. RefSeq names its product tRNA-dihydrouridine(47) synthase [NAD(P)(+)]-like (gene Dus3). NCBI's taxonomy places the organism in Eukaryota, Metazoa, Arthropoda, Insecta, Blattodea, Kalotermitidae. Gene Ontology annotation, biological process: tRNA processing. The record is from RefSeq and is a predicted model, not a curated record. The transcript has 9 exons. Bases 129 to 2039 code for a protein of 636 amino acids. Gene Ontology annotation, molecular function: flavin adenine dinucleotide binding; RNA binding; tRNA dihydrouridine synthase activity.
UGUCAUGGCGGCCAUGUAGCAUAUAAAUAACGUGGAGUUUCGCCGAGUGAAUGUGUUUAUGUGUGUAAAUUGUCAACGUUUUGUACGGUUUUCGAAGUAAUUUCUGACAUUUGUUGUUAAAUACUGACAUGAGUGGCUUUAAGGAGCCUGAUGCAGAGAGAAAAAGUGGUGUUGCUGUUAUAAAGGCCGAGUAUGUAAUUUCUGACCAUAAGAGAACGUUAUUGCUAGACUGCAUCACUGAAAGUGAUAAAGAAAAACUUGCAGCACAAGAUGGUGAUAAUAAUAAUAAAUGUAAUGAUAACACAGAUGACGCUUCUCAGCCUUACAAGAAACAGAAACUCAGUAAGGGCGAAAAGAAGAGACUACGAGGACAAAAUAAGGCACGGCCUAUGCCUUUUAAACAUAAUCAGGAAAUGAGUCUGUGUCGCACUCUGAUUGAUGUUGCUGAAAAUGAAGAGCUACCAAUUUGUAACAAUUACAAGUGUAGCUUUCUACACGACGUAUCAGCAUAUUUGGCAGCAAAGCCACCUGAUUUAAAUUCGACAUGUUAUGUGUAUUCCACGCAAGGUCGUUGUCCAAGAGGUGCUUCUUGCAGGUUUGGUUCACAACACCUAACACCAUCUGGCAGAAAUAUUAUUAACUUUUCAUUAUAUGAAAGACAUCUUAAGGCAAAGUCAACUGUUAAUCACCUUGACAAAAGUAUUCAGUUCAAUCUACGUAAACGCUGUUAUGAUUUCUCCAAGAGUGGUUCUGUUAUUGCAAAGUAUGAUAAAUAUAAAGGGAAAAUAAGUAAUGGAAAUAGUAAGAACAGUGUGGAACAAAAUGAAAACAGUAAGCAACAAAGAACAGAAAGCGGAGAAGAUAACACAUUUUGUCCAGUUGACGGAGAUACAGGCCUAAUUUGUGAAAUAGAGCCAGAAAAUAUCAGUGAAAGUGAAAACUGCAUUGAUGGAGGUGGUGCAAAAUCUUCACAUAACAGCAGACAGUGUGGAGCCAUAACUGAUGAAGAUGUGAUACAGGUUCGGAAGGAGGAAAGGAAGCAGGUCAACUGGAAAGGAAAAUUGUAUCUGUCUCCAUUAACGACAGUUGGAAACCUUCCAUUUCGCCGAAUUUGCAAGGAAUUUGGAGCAGAGAUUACUUGCGGGGAAAUGGCAAUGGCUACUUCUUUACUGCAAGGCUUACAGCAAGAGUGGGCUCUUGUUAAGCGACAUACAUCAGAAGACUUGUUUGGAGUCCAACUGUGUGGUAACAAUCCACAUGUUAUGACCCGCUGUGCUCAAAUGCUUGAAGAAACAACACACAUCGAUUUUAUUGAUAUCAACUUGGGUUGUCCAAUAGAGUUUGUUUAUCAACAGGGUGGUGGCAGUGGUCUGCUGAGGCGUGAGAAGGCCCUGGAAUCUGUGAUACGCUGCAUGAGCAAUGUUAUCGAUCUCCCACUGACUCUGAAGACAAGGACUGGUGUUUACACUGAUAAGAACAUACUCCACACACUUAUACCAAAGUUCCAGGAUUGGGGAGUUUCACUUGUAACGGUACACGGCCGAUCUCGAGAGCAGCGCUACACAAAAAAAGCAGAUUGGGACUACAUUGAACAGUGUGCCCAGUUAGGAGCCCCAGUCCCUGUGUUUGGAAAUGGUGAUGUUUUGAGUUAUGAGGACUAUGAGCAGGCACUAGUCAAUAGCCCCAGUGUAGCAGGCAUCAUGAUUGGUCGUGGGGCACUUAUAAAGCCAUGGAUAUUCACUGAGGUGAAGGAACAACGUCACUGGGACAUAUCAAGUUCAGAACGAUUAGAUAUUUUGAAGAAAUAUGUUAACUAUGGCUUGGAACAUUGGGGAUCAGAUACAAAGGGAGUGGAGAAUACCCGGCGAUUUCUUCUGGAGUGGCUGUCUUUUCUACAUCGAUACAUUCCAGUUGGACUACUGGAAUAUCCACCUCAAAAGAUUAACCAGCGCCCACCAUAUUAUCAUGGCCGUGAUGAACUGGAGACACUCAUGGCUAGUCCUAGCUGUGCGGACUGGCUUCGUAUCAGAAAGUUCUGAUCUAAAUGAAUUGAGCAUGUGACUCGAGAAGGAGAUGUGGAACCGCAACACAGUGAGUGUACAGCGCACAGAACUUUGCGCAAGAAAGUGGCUCCAUAAAUGAGGUCUUGAGUUUCAGUGUAGUACAUACGAGAAUUACGUCUAGUACCAAAGGACAGUGGAAUUUAUAGAUUUAUAAGUGAACCAGGAACUGCAUAAGAUAUUAGGUUCUCAUGACACAGUGAGUUUUUAUUAUGGCAUUGUAUAAUGUUUUAACAGUUUCCAUGCUGCAUCUUCAGGGCAGAAUAAUUUUUUAUGCCUCAGUUUAUGGUAUUUUUAACCUUAUUACAAGGUAGUGUUACAAUGCAAAACCCCCUUCUUCAGGGAUUGGACAAGUUUUCUGGAAGUGCUGGAUAUACAAACCU